AUGCCAACAUCUGCAGCCAAGUUGGAUGAACCAUAUUACUGUUCAGAACAGAUACACAUCCCCCCAGAACUGCCAGACAUCUUGAAACAGUUUACCAAAGCUGCCAUUAGAACACAACCAAAGGAUGUUCUUGCUUGGUCAGCAGCGUACUUUGGUGCAUUGGCCAGAGGAGAGAUUCCACCAGUUAAGGAGAGAUUAGAAAUGCCAAUCGCCACACAAAAGACUGACACUGGCCUGACUCCAGGCUUACUGAGAGUGUUAAACAAACAGUUGGGACCAAAGAUCGUUGUUACCGCCCAGCAGGUGGAGAGCAAGUGGCUUGAUCUGGCCUUGCCAAAGGAACAGUUAGAUGACAUCAUGAGAGUGGGCAACUUCCGAUUAAAGUUUGAAUGGAAUAAAUUCUUAGCAUUGGCUGCUUCAGUGCUUGGAGAUAAUAUGACAGAUGCACUGAGGAUCAUCUGUGAGAUACUGACCAGCGACGCUGAGGGUGGGCCAGCUCGUAUCUCUUUCCAGUUAUUUCAGGACAUGUAUAAAUUUCUGGCAGAGGUGGAUGGGGAAAUCUCUAACCAUCAGAUCUCUGAUGUGAUUGCUUAUCUAAAGAAAGACGUGGAUAAACAAGAUGGCCUGGUGAUGCCUCGCAACUUCCUACACCCUAGCUGUCCUCAGCUUUCAUGA
Messenger RNA from Candidula unifasciata, 675 nucleotides. NCBI's taxonomy places the organism in Eukaryota, Metazoa, Mollusca, Gastropoda, Stylommatophora, Geomitridae. The record is from the annotation of a GenBank genome assembly.